Molecule: messenger RNA, 2421 nt
Organism: Didymodactylos carnosus
Lineage: Eukaryota; Metazoa; Rotifera; Eurotatoria; Philodinida; Philodinidae
Source: the annotation of a GenBank genome assembly
AUGAUCGGUUCGAAAGGGGCUUUACGAGAUAUAACUGGAAUUAAUUGUGGCAAUGAGGGCGAGUUGGGAAGACAAGAAGUUACAAGAUUCCGCAGGAUCUUACAACAUCCUAAGACAAGACCUUGUAAGAUCAUACAUAUGAACGAACAGGGAAUCACCAAUAUUCAAAACAAUAAUCAUAAUAGCAAUGGCGUCAUAGUAAUGAAUAAUGCUCCAUUGGUAUGUAUUCAUCGAACAGGAUUGUCCAAUAGUUUUGAAAUCGAUCCCAUUAUCACUACUCGUCUUCGUCCUGAUUUGCUAUCAUCGUCGAAAGAGGGAUAUUUAGAAGCAAAAAAAGACACAAAUGUGCGAGAUUAUUCAACAUCAAUAAAUGAUAGUCAUCAUCAUCAUCAUCGUUUAUCAUUAUUCAAACCAAUUGAAAGGAAAUUUUCUAAAAUGUUACGUGGUACAUAUUCGUCUGAAGAGAUUAAAGCAAACGGAUAUCGAUCAGUGGUUGUUAGUCACGGACAAUGUUCGCUUAGAUGUCUGGAUAUCGUAAGGCAAUUAUCGGAAAAACGUCAGAAUUUAUUAUUUACUCUGGUGUAUUCAUCGCGUUUUUUACAAGAUCUUGAAGCAUGGACAAAAUGUUUAAUGUCAUUACAAAAUAUUAUUCAAUUUACAGCGAAAAUACUUACAUAUUCAGAAAAAAAAGUUUUACUGGUGGAUGUUGAAUUAGAAUAUUUUAAAAUGGUUACAGUUGAUCAAGAAGCAUUUUUUGGUAGAACUUGUGGAUUUCAAUUUGCGCAAUCAUUACACACGAUGUUGACGUUAUUACUUGCUGGAUUAGCCACAUAUCAUGAUACAUACAACAAAUCCAUUCCUCAUGCUGCUCUUACACUUGCGACAAGUUCUAAAUAUAUCAUGUUUCCAGAACAACGUGCAAAAAAAUGUGCCAAUGUAUUUCGUGACAGCGAUUAUUUAUUUUGUAAGAGUUUUUGGAAUCUAGUUGAUCAUGAUGUGAUAAAGAUUGGACCAGAUCCAAUCACAUUGUCACGAUUAGACAGUCAAGGAGAUGAAGUGGUGAUUAAUGCGCCAACCGCUUCAGCUGGCGAAGGAGAGCCGCGUGAAAGAGCUGCUAGCAAUAUUGGAAGUGACACUUCGCAACUUUCAGCUGGUAGUGGUGCCGAGAGACUAUACAAUUUAGUUAACAUUAAAGUUUUAUCUAGCGAAGUGAGAAAAGGAAUGGAACAUUUGUCCUCGAAAAAAAGCGAUUAUGAAAUUAGUUCUCACAAAAUGUUACCACAAAGUGAUCAUUUGAUUAUGCACAUUCAUGGUGGCGGUUUUAUUGCAACAUCUUCAACUACACACGAAAAUUACCUCAAACCAUGGGCUUUAGAAUUAGAAGUACCGAUUGUGGCUGUUGAUUAUUCUUUAGCUCCGGAAUAUCCGUUUCCACAAGCUAUUGAAGAAUGUUAUUACGCUUAUGCAUGGAUACUCAAAAAUGCUGAUAAACUAGGUUGGAAUGGAAAAAAUUUGAUAUUAACUGGCGAUUCUGCUGGAGGAAACCUCGUUACCGUCGUAACAAUGAAAAGUAUUGAAGAUGGUUUAAGAUGUCCGGAUUCACUUGUGUGUUUUUAUACACCAUUCCUAUUAGGUUAUAGUAUGUCACCUUCAAGAGUAAUGGCUAUUAUGGAUCCUCUGUUAAACGCUGGAUUUCUGUGGCGUUGUUUGGCAGAUAAUUCCACAUUUAACUGUGAAAUGAAUACUACAGAAAGUUGUUCUCCUGAAAAACAUAUAAUUGGUUCUGUGCCCGAUUCACUUAAAAUACGAUAUGUAAAUGCUCAACAAUCAGCUUCUCCUAAUAUUCAAACUGAAAAUCACGAACAAGAAAAUCUUCGAAAAGAGAUUGAAAGUCAUUCUGUUCAUGUUGUAUCAGAAUCUAUUGAUCAAACUGACAGAACUGCUUCGUUAAUAGAAAAUACGGUUAGUGGUCAAAUAGUGCAUUCAUUGUUAGCAACAACCGAAAACAGCCCAUCAGCAAACGUUACAUUUGGAUUCGAAGAGAAUUAUUAUAUGAGAUUAGACGAAAUCAUGCACAAUCAACAGGCUCAUUUAUUAAGAAAACUUAGAGAAUCAAGUUUAUCAAAUCAUCCAUACAUGUCACCAUUAUUAGCAGAUGACGAAAUUUUGAAAAAAUUUCCAAUGACUUAUCUUAUUCCGUGUGCAAGAGACGCUUUCAUCGAUGACAAUGUAGAAUUUGCAAAACGUUUACGCUCCCUUGAUGUUCCUCAUCAACUCAUUAUUGUUGAUGAACUUCCACAUGGUUUUCUAAAUUUUGGAUUUGCAUCCACCACCAGCGCAAAACAAAAUACGGACACGAUUAAAUUAUUACAAAAGAUAUUGAUCACAAAUGUAACUUCAAAGCGUUACACAUUUUUAUAG